AUGCGUGAAAAAAAAGAACUUGAAAAAGUAAAAAAUAAUCCUAAGCAGUGUAAACUUAAUUUUAACCUAACAAUAGAAAAACCACAAAAUGUUUCUGUUUCUCCAACUACUAACUUAAGUACUUCCGAGUCAUCUUCAAAAUCGCUCCCCUAUUCUGAAACUAAACCUUCAUCAAAAUUAUUACCACAUAUUACUACGUUAGAAUCAAAUUCAAAAAGUAACUCAACUUUUAUUUCGUCGCCAGCAAAGAUGUUACCGCCUCAAAUUGACACAUUAGAGCCAUUGCCUAAAAUAAAAGCAUUUGAUAUAACUUUUCAUGUAGAGUCAACAAUAUUAACAGAAUCCACCACAGCAGUUCCAAUUUCAAAUUCUUCUACUUUAAAUUCACUUACGAAAAUACCUUCAACAACUAGUGUACUUCAGGAUAUAUCUCCUGAAAAAAUAUUAAGAUCUACUGUAAGCUCUACAAAAUUAAUAAUUCCGAUAAAUUUGAACUUGCUUCCUUCACUAACACAAGUCAGCGAUUUCAAAAAUCAAAGAGAACCAAAUAAUGAUAAAAAUAGUAGUUCAUUAUCAGCAGAUAGUCUUUUUAUAGCGCCAUCAAAUACUAAUACUAUUCAAUAUAAACUAGCAUUUUUAAGAAAUCAUCCAAUUCAACCAUCCAAUAAUACACAUAAACUACCAUUUGACGCAUUUAGAGUAUACAACAGACAAUUUCACAAUUUUCACCAUGAUAAACCAGAAAUAGAAACAAAAAAACGAAAUUGGCUAUCAUAUAAUUUAGCUAAUCAACAUUUUUACUGUUGUAUAUGCAUGGCGUUUUCUUCAGAUCAAUCCAGUGCAUGGGUCAAAGGAGUGUACUGUAAUAUUAAAAAUGUUUAUGAAAAAAUAAGCAAACAUGAAAAUUCAUGUACACACGACAUUCCAGUACAAACUUAUAUACAAGCGUCGUCAAAAACUGGUAUUCAAGAUUUACUAAAUACCGAGAGGCGUACAAAUGUGGCAAAAAAUCAGGAAAUAGUCAAAAGAGUAAUUGAUGUAAUUUUAUUUUUAGCAAAACAAAGCCUUGCUUUUCGAGGAAAACGAAAUGAAAGUUCCUUAAAUUUUAACAUGGAACAUUUAAAAGAUUUAGACAUUACAACAGGAAUAAACAUUAAUAGAGGGAAUUUUAUUGAACUUAUAAGAUUAUUAUCAAAAUACGACCCUGUCUUACAAAAUCACCUGGAAAGUGCUGAGAAAAAAAGUAAAAAACAGAAAUUAGAAAACAAUUUUAAAACUGGAAGAGGAAGUCGCAUAACGUUUUUAUCAAAAAAUACAGUAAAUAAAUUACUUUUACUAAUGAGUUCAAAAGUGAAAGAAACCAUUUCGACUCAACUAUCUUCAGUGAAACAUUUUUCUCUGGAAAUUGAUUCUACUCAAGAUGUAGCAGUGAUAGAUCAGUUAUGUAUUUGUUUGAGGUAUGUAUUUAACGGUAAAGCUGAGGAACGUGUUUUAGCAUUAAUACCACUAGAUUCAGGAACAGGUGUUCACCAAUUCACAAAAGUAAAGGAAGUGUUAGUAAAUAAUAAUAUUGAUAUUCAACAUUUAAUAAGUGUAUCAUUUGAUGGAGCGGCUAAUAUGAGUGGCCACUAUAAUGGCGUUAGAGCAUUUAUCCAAGAAGAAAUCCCACAAACAGUAUACACACAUUGUCAUGCACAUGCUUUAAAUUUGGUGAUAUCAGAUGCUUCUAAAUGCUGUAUCCAAGUACAAGAUCUAUUUUCCCUUUUAAAACUUACUACUGCAUUCAUAAGCCAGUCAUAUAAAAGAACAAAUUUAUGGAAAGGAUUGUUAUCUACUAAAAUUGGACCAGAAAGACUUCGAAAAUUGCAGAAAGUUGGAGAUACCCGUUGGAAUAGUAAAGAUGCAGCUUUACAAGCAAUAUUCCAUGGUUUUUAUGAAGAUCACAAUAAAAGAGACAGAUUUGCCAUACUUCUUGAAGUUUUACACACACUGGGUUAUGAUACUUCAACUGACAGUGAUAGUCGAUCGGAAGCCCGAGAUUUGCUAGUUAAAUGGUGUUCUUUUGAAACUAUUAUGACAGUUUGGAUAUUCCUGAAUAUAUUCUGUAUUACAACGCCAAUUUCCAAGUAUCUUCAGUCAAAAGGUUUAAAUUAUUUGUAA
Rhopalosiphum padi (bird cherry-oat aphid) is the source of this 2160-nucleotide messenger RNA. RefSeq lists its product as uncharacterized. The transcript has a single exon. NCBI's taxonomy places the organism in Eukaryota, Metazoa, Arthropoda, Insecta, Hemiptera, Aphididae. Bases 1 to 2160 code for a protein of 719 amino acids. The record is from RefSeq and is a predicted model, not a curated record.